AUGCUGUUUCCAGAUCACUACUUCUUUACUGAAAGACGUUUGGUAAACCAUACUAUCGAAACAAGAAAAGUCAAGAACUUGGAUGACUGUGAGCUUUUGUGCUACCUGAACGACAGUUGUGUCAGUCUUAACUUCAAAAAAGAUCCAGGGAAUAAUCCAGAGAACGACAAAUCAGGUCACAUCUGUGAACUAAACAACGCCACACAUCUGAAAUAUGACAAUGACUUUACAACGAAUAUUCUUUUUUACUAUCGUGGUUCGAAGGUGAGUUAUAACUAGAAUUUACGAAUUUGUCGUCUUAGGAUAACAUAUUCACAAUAACUGACGUUUUGCAAAAUUUUCGCUCUUUCUAUCCCGAAGGUAAUUUGUUCGUUCAUUUAAUCCGUCGAUCUUUCUUUGGUUAUUUCAAUUUUGUCCCUUUCAGAACGCUUGCGAUAAGUACUCUCAGUGCAGGAAUCACGCAACUUGUCAGUCUGGUUUCACCCUCAAGGGAUAUCGAUGCUUGUGUCCUUCUGGAUUCCAAGGAGAGCAUUGUGAAAAUGGUAAUUCUGUUUCUCUAUUUUUAUGAUACCAUGGAAAGCUCUGAUUUAACAUUUGUACCAUAGCUGGGAAAGUACCCAGCUAAAAUUAUUUAUAGAUAAGUUUUUUACUGAGAUAACUUGCUUCACCCUUUAG
Pocillopora meandrina is the source of this 675-nucleotide messenger RNA. Lineage: Eukaryota; Metazoa; Cnidaria; Anthozoa; Scleractinia; Pocilloporidae. The record is from the annotation of a GenBank genome assembly.